UGAAUUGGACGGUGGGGUUUCUUUCUCUUGAACAAAUGUGAAGAAAAACCCAUCUAAAAAAAACUGAUGCAGUGUACAACUGAUGAAAGACCUGCAGGUUUUGCAUUCUUAUGCAUUAAAAAAACACUUCUUUUGUUGUUUUUGAAGCUGCUUUGUGGUUUAGAUGUGCAGCUGUUAUCUGGCCUGUUCCCUCUUGUGGUACUUGUAACCCCAAAGUGGCCGUGUUUCUAAGCAACCGGUAAAAUGAGGGCUUAACCGAGGAUUUAUAAACACUUCAAUCACUGCGAUUUAUUUGGUAGGAGAAUGUUGAUCAUCCUUAAAACCAGCGGAGGAAGAACUGCAUCACUUCAAACUACGCUUGAACUCGUCAGGAGACGGAAACAACAAGAGAAGUUAUUAAAGGAGACAGAAGCUUUAUGAGUGCAGGUCAGACAGAGAACACAGUGAACCUGCUCAGGUGUGUGUUUAUGAAGGGGGAUGCUGCCGCUGGAGACGCUCACCGCCGGCCCCGAGCUGGUCGACAACACGGUGUCUGAAGUCACCGCCGUUCUGCUUCUGCUGCUGCUGCUGCUGCUGCUGCUCUUCACCGCCUGGAGACAAACACACAGACAGUCACAUAUACCUGGUCCUUCCUUCUUGGCAGGACUCGGUCCCAUCCUCUCCUACAGCAGAUUCAUCUGGACCGGGAUCGGAACAGCGAGCAACUACUACAACAACAAAUAUGGCAGCAUGGUCCGGGUCUGGAUUAACGGCGAGGAGACCCUCAUUCUGAGCAGGUCUUCAGCGGUGUAUCAUGUCCUGAGGAGCGCCCACUACACGGCCAGGUUCGGGAGUAAAAGAGGGCUGGAGUGUGUUGGGAUGGAGGGGAGGGGAAUCAUCUUCAACAGUGAUGUCCUGCUCUGGAGGAAAGUGAGGGCAUAUUUUUCUAAAGCUCUGACGGGCCCCGGCCUCCAGAGGACGGUGGGGAUCUGUGUGAACUCCACGGCCAAAUACCUGGACCGCCUGCAGGAGAUGACCGACCCCUCCAAUCACGUGGACGCUCUCAAUCUGCUGAGAGCCGUAGUGGUGGACAUCUCCAACAGGCUGUUCCUCGGGGUGCCGCUCAACGAAAAGGACUUGCUGAUGAAAAUCCACAACUACUUUGAGACCUGGCAAACAGUUCUUAUAAAGCCAGAUAUAUUCUUCAAGAUUGGAUGGAUGUACAACAAGCACAAGAGAGCAGCCCAAGAGCUGCAGGACGUGAUGGAGGGCCUUCUUGAGAUGAAAAGAAAGAUUAUAAAUGAGACGGAGAAGUUGGACGAUGACCUUGACUUUGCUACGGAGCUCAUCUUUGCUCAGAACGUGGGAGAGCUUUCAGCGGAUAACGUCCGGCAGUGCGUGCUGGAGAUGGUGAUUGCAGCACCGGACACACUUUCCAUCAGCCUCUUCUUCAUGCUGCUGCUGCUGAAACAAAACCCAGACGUAGAGAUGAGGAUAGUGGAGGAGAUGAACACUGUCUUGAGUGACAAAGGUGAAGACGUUGAUUAUCAAGGCUUGAAAGUGAUGGAGAGUUUCAUCAACGAGUCGUUGAGGUUUCAUCCGGUGGUUGAUUUCACGAUGCGAAAAGCUCUGGAAGACGACGUCAUCGAAGGCACUAAAAUCACAAAAGGAACCAACAUCAUUCUCAACAUCGGUCUCAUGCAUAAAACUGAAUUCUUCCCAAAACCCAAAGAGUUCAACCUGAUGAACUUUGACAAAGCAGUGCCCAGUCGUUUCUUCCAGCCCUUUGGCUGCGGACCUCGCUCCUGCGUGGGCAAACACAUCGCCAUGGUGAUGAUGAAGGCCAUCCUGGUCACUCUGUUGUCUCGAUACAGCGUGUGUCCUCGUCGAGGCUGCACCCUCGACAGCAUCAGGCAGACCAACAACCUGUCGCAGCAGCCUGUGGAGGACGAGCACGGCCUGGCCAUGCGCUUCAUCCCUCGCCAUGCUGUCUGAGUUCAUGCUGUCAUGAACUCAUCACAGUCAACACAGUCAGCAGAGAGACACA
Molecule: messenger RNA, 2026 nt
Organism: Sebastes umbrosus (honeycomb rockfish)
Lineage: Eukaryota; Metazoa; Chordata; Actinopteri; Perciformes; Sebastidae
Product: ovarian aromatase-like
Exons: 10
Coding region: 478-1974 (498 amino acids)
Molecular function (GO): heme binding; oxidoreductase activity, acting on paired donors, with incorporation or reduction of molecular oxygen; iron ion binding
Source: RefSeq, a predicted model, not a curated record